GAAGUUUCUCCUGGCCUUGCAGCUCGCAAGUGCUGUGAAGUUUCGGGCCGUCAGCAACAGCUCCGCAGAGAUUGACACCUUCGUCGAUAACUACCGGAGAUCGGAGGUCGUCCAAUUCACGGAGAGUGGCACGUGGGAGGCCGAUUUCACCGGCUGCCUAGAAGUCCUCGUUGUGGGUGGAGGUGGAGGCGGUGGUGGCCGCUCCGGUGGUGGAGGGGCCGGAGGGGGCCUGAUUCAUCAUCCCUGCUACCAGGUGACCAAGGGCACGAAGUACGAUGUCGUGGUGGGUGCCGGGGGCGACGGAGGUAAAGGAAACGCCGGACUUGGACAAAAAAGCGAUGGAAAAUCAGGUCAAGACUCGAAGUUCGCGGACCUCGUCGCCAAAGGAGGCGGAGGCGGCGGAAGCGAUGGAACCAAAAAGGGAAAAAAUGGCGGCAGUGGUGGCGGUGGCAAGUAUGGCAAG
Molecule: messenger RNA, 463 nt
Organism: Symbiodinium sp. CCMP2456
Lineage: Eukaryota; Dinophyceae; Suessiales; Symbiodiniaceae
Source: the annotation of a GenBank genome assembly